Messenger RNA from Huiozyma naganishii CBS 8797, 3198 nucleotides. RefSeq names its product Arf family guanine nucleotide exchange factor SYT1 (gene SYT1). The coding region runs from base 1 to 3198 and encodes 1065 amino acids. The transcript has a single exon. Gene Ontology annotation, biological process: regulation of ARF protein signal transduction. The record is from RefSeq and is a predicted model, not a curated record. Lineage: Eukaryota; Fungi; Ascomycota; Saccharomycetes; Saccharomycetales; Saccharomycetaceae. Gene Ontology annotation, molecular function: guanyl-nucleotide exchange factor activity.
AUGAGUCAGUCGUUUGCGUCGUUACUUAGGGCGAAGCUCUUCACCAACGAGGCCCGGGCGGUGAAGGAGGAUGAGCAAAAGAAGGGCAACCGGUCAGCUAGGCGCGGUUCGCUGACGGGACAGAUCCACUCCAGUGUGGAGCAAAUUGGGGUUGUGAGCUCUCAGCCGACGCCGCUUGUUGAUCUGGAUGAUAUCGAGGCAGCGCUGAGGUUUGUGCCACUUGGCAACGGUGAGGGCGAAUUCGAUGCAGAGGAAAGUAGUGACGUGCAGUCUGCCGUCAGCCACACAUCGAGUUCGGAAGCAAGUGAUACGAGCUCGAUAUACGAUGGGGAUUUUGACCUCAACGGGCGUUCGGUAACGGAGGAGCCAAGAGGGCCUAGCACAAUAGAAAAACUGAAGAAUAAAAUGAACCUGAACUUCAACAAGCAUGGGUACACUGUUGAUGGUGAUACUAACCUUGUAGAGUUUAUGUCCUUAGGGGAGGAAUCCAGUGCACAUUCAAGUAAACGAACGGUAAAGAUAAAACAACGUCAUCACCGAAAUUUGAGCACGUCAAGUCCGAGGAAGCUGAGCCUCGAAAAAUUCCCAUCUUCUGGAUCAGCAAGCUUGACGCAUAAGGCGGAAUUGAAAAAGAUUCAAUCGAAUGCAUCAUCUACGAAAUCCGGGAACAAAUCCCUUUGGUCUCCGAAUAAACAGAGAGGAACCCGCAGCAAGCGUGCAUCAGGCAAUUCGUCUUUAAAGUUUGGGAAUCUUUCGCGAGCAAAUUUAUCUAGAUCCAAUUCUGGGGAGGGGAAACCCAUAGUAUUCCAAGUGGCUCCAAAGGGGAAGUCGAUCAACAGAGGAAGAAGUAAGACUCUGGAUGCAGCAGAUUUGAAGCGUGGCGGUAAGCAUAUCCCUACUGUCCCCAGAUUUGGUAAUAACAAACCACCACCGAUCAGCGGUAAAACCCGCCAAAAAUCAAAAUCGCAUAGCAGAUCGUUAUCCGACAAGCUUUUAUUCUUGUCCAAAAAUAACAGCACAAAUUCCGUCAACAACGCGGCGGACGCUUCCUUUUCUUCGAAGUCAAGCAGUGCUUAUUCGACCCCGAGAGUGUCGACUAGCUCUGGGACAGGACCACAGACUGUGUUUUUGCAGGCUAAUAACAAUGCAUCUGGGAACUCGAUAUCAAAGAGGAGCAACUCAAUCGUCAAUGCUCUUAACAGUUUCGUUGGCUUGAAAUCUUCGAGUUCCUCUUCCACUACCAAACAACCACUGUCAACACCUCAGCGGUUUCCGCCAGCAAAAUUGGAAGACCUACCAGCCCCGCCACCGCCCUUCGACGCAGAUGAAAGUCCAGAGAGCUAUCUAAGGACACUUGCACCGUAUGGGAAGUUUAUCGGCACUUUUCUGUCUUUGAAACCUGACGAAUUUAGAACAAAGUGUCUCGAGUACUUCGUCGACACAAGUUUUGACUUUGCCGAUGAUGCCUUGGAUAUUGCAUUGAGGAAGCUACUGAUAUUUGUUGAACUCCCCAAGGAAGCUCAACAAAUUGAUAGACUGCUGACGGCGUUUGGGAAGGUUUACUACAAGCAACAAAGGGAGCACAACCUGCAGAGGUGUAUCUGGUAUGAUGAACAUCAAGUUUAUUUUAUUGCAUUUUCACUACUGAUGUUGCAUACAGACUAUUUCAAUCCUCAAAAUAAGAUUAAGAUGACUGUGGACGAUUUUAUCGACCUGGUUCACAACGACACGUAUUCCAAUGGGAACAAGCUCCCCGUGGAACUGUUGGUGUACUUUUACGAUAACGUCACAAGCAAAGAGUUUCCUAAAUUUGAUUGCCUGCAGAUGGUUGACACAGAGUCUCUAUUCUUUGAUAUUCUUGUCGAUGGCGACAUGUAUUCACCAAAGGAAUUGAUAAGAAACAAGACUCUAGGUAUGUUAGUUUCCACUUCCAACAACAGUCUUGAAUCGAUGCCGGUCUUACAGCAUAACCUAACGCUUCCCACUUCAACAGUGGUAAACAGGCCCGCUUCUUCCUCAAUAUCGUCAUAUUUCUCGCAUGCGACCACCUCGAGUGCUAUAACACGAACAAACAGUUUUACAAACAACACCAACUACAGGAGCAAUUCUAACGGACCCCUACAGGAUGACAUUGACGUAUACAGCAAGAUUCUAAACAACGAAUUGCUGCCGGUUUCCCUUGCACGAGCUGUGUACAAAUACUACAAAAGCUCGACCUUUGACGACGAUGCCACGUCAUUCAUAGUUUCGAGCAAGAAGAAGAAAGAAUGUAACAGGCAUUUUCAUGUGUUGACGGCUGUGAAGGGUGGAUACCUGAAAGUGGCCACUUCUUCCCUAGGGAAGCUACAUCUACCGCCCUACGAGAUUAUAAAUGUAUCUCCUCAACAGAAGUGCUCCUUCUUGAAGAUUUUUCAAAUGGGAGAGCUUCAGGAACUGAACGUGAACUACAACAGUGAACGUAAUAGUAACAGGGUUUUCUCUAUGGGUAAAGAGGAGAAGUGGAAGUGUAAGAUUGUUGUUAUGACUACAUGCGGGAUUCUAGUCUACGACAAAAAGAAAUUCUCGGACUUCGGAGCACCAGAAGUGAGGAGGGAUGAGAACACUGGGGAGACAGACUAUAUCAUCGAUAUGAAGUUUGGCUGCGAUGUGCUAAGCUGUCACAAUGUGUUUGCGGAGGAGGAAGACGGUAAUGGUGAUCGAAGUGAUGACGACCAAAGCAUCGACACGAUGACGGAGGACGACAGUCUACGGACAGAUCUGGACGCUGAUGGCGGAUACGUGUUUACCGUCUGGGGGGCGCAUGGUAAGUUGGUCUGGAAGUGCGAUAGUACGCAUGAGAGGGAGCGCUGGAUUAAUUCGAUAGACUUUAUUGGUGCGAUCGAGGGCUGCCACAUCGCACUAGGCUGUCUGCACAAUACCAUCAUCAGCACGAGAGAUCAGUAUCCAAAAGAUAAGUUGAAAACAGUGCAAGCAGAUAAGUUAGAGCAAGUGCAAAACGUGAAGACCCUGGAAACAGUGUUGAACACGUACCGCCAGUGCAUCCCCAUCAGUUACAAGGCGAAGUUCGCGAUGAUCGACCAAGUAAAACAUCUAGCGCUAAAGAUGGAUUUUUUCAACUAUGGAAUCAAGCGCGAUGCCGUUUAUGCUCUGAUCUUGAAGCAAGCUAUUGACGUUGGUGAUGUGUUACCGCCUGAAUAG